AUGGCUACUCCUGAUGGCCCUCACAGGCUUCCCGAACUGAAAGCUGCCCUUGAAGAAGCUGCCAGUGCUCGCGGAGCUGCAUAUCACACCAUGCAGGCGGUCGUUUUUUAUUUCGAAAGUGAUGACACUGCCGCAAAGGAUGAUGUGGAAACGCUUGCGAAAUGGUGCUUCCAGGAUGUGUUCGACAUUCAGACAACUGUCAUCAAGCUGGCAACAACUGACAAGAUGCCUGGAUUCACUCUCACAAAGAGACUUAAUGUCAUUCUCGAGCAAAUGGAUGCAUCCAGCAGAUCAUUCCCGUCACUGCUCAUUCUUGCGUACGUCGGUCAUGCAAUGCCUGAGGCCGCCAACGGCCAGGUGAAACUUGUUGCUGGUCCCGGCCGGCAAAACAUCCAAUGGUCGUUUAUCCGCGAGCAGUACUUCUCCCCGUUUAGCUACCUCACGGCAAAUGUGGACACUCUUGGCGUCCUGGAUUGCUGUUACGCAGGAGCGAACCGCGCGAAGACUGAUAGGACGUGCCAAGUUCUUUCCGCAUGUGGCCCAAACGAGAUUGCUCGCUCGCGAACUGGUGGCAUGAUAUCGUUUACCCAGCGUUUCUACCGUGCAGCCAGGAAUCUCAGCAAGACUGGGAAAGCAUUUGCUACUGUUGAAGAACUCGUCACCGAAGUCAACCGGGAGAAACCUAGUGCCGCUCCAGCGGCCCAAUUGACGUUUCAUGGAGGAGUCAGACCCAUUGCAAUCCCGUUCAAGGGCACUUCAUCUGCUUCUGCGCAGCAAGGACUGCGAAACCUGACCCUAUCGAGUCCGGAAGCUACUUCAGCAAGUGUUCUGGUCAAGCUCUCGAUCGCUGGCCCUCCUGUGCAGAUUUUAGAACAGUUCAAGGGUGUUAUCACCUCCCUUCCUGCCCAGUUCGGCGUCGAAAUCAUUGACGCCUAUGAAUCGAACUCGGUCGUUCUUCUACUGCGUAUGUCCCGACCGACAUACUUGCGGCUGUCGUCUACGAUCGACUUUCACUUCAUUGAAAACAUUGUUGGUCCGUCUUUGGUUCGGUCAGGUGCCCCCUCCCUACCUAUUCUUAUGGCGAAGGAGAACAUUCGUCCUGCCCCUGGCCCUGGCCCUAGCCCGAAGAAAUGA
Molecule: messenger RNA, 1134 nt
Organism: Penicillium lagena
Lineage: Eukaryota; Fungi; Ascomycota; Eurotiomycetes; Eurotiales; Aspergillaceae
Exons: 2
Coding region: 1-1134 (377 amino acids)
Source: RefSeq, a predicted model, not a curated record